AUGUCGAAACGUUCUAAGCAGAAUGGCAAUUUUUAUAAAAAACGAGCUCGGUUGUUAAACGAUGUUGCUAGAAGCGUCGAUGAGUUAAACAUCACGCUGGAAACGGCUUCAACCACUGUAUGGCCAGAUCUAGGAGUGGAAAUAACGCAACAAGAUCUUGAAUCUUUGUUUGCAACAAGCAGUUCUGCAGCUGUCGAUAGUAUUAGAAGUAUUGAUGACGACAAUACGAUACAAAUCGAGGAUGUCGACGAUUUUCCAAACGCAGAUAAUCCGUAUAAUUUCAUGGAGAAUUUAAAUUUAAAAGAUGCACUCGUACAUCUUAUCACUUUGGGCCGCGCAUCUCGUUUUUUAACCGAAGGGUUUCUAGCAAUUUUGAGAAAAUAUUUCAAAGCAAAAGUACCCAAAACUAAACGAACCCUCUUAAAAACACCCACCCAAAUUGGAUCUGAAAUUAAAUCAAUACAAGGCGGCCAUUUAUGGUAUCAUGGUAUUGAGAAAGUCCUUUCGAAAUAUUUUGAGAAUAUUGUACCAGAAGUAGAAAAAAUUACGAUCGAUUUGUCAAUCGAUGGGCUACCUCUUUUUAGAAGUUCCCGUAAGCAGCUUUGGCCAAUACAGAUUAGAGUGGCAGAAUUGGCCAAACAUCCGGCAAUGAUUGUUGGAAGUUUCGGAGGAUCUGUUAAACCUAGUGUAGAAGAGUUUUUAAGACCAUUGGUUGAAGAAAUUAAUGAACUACAAAAAAGAGGUUUGCAAUUCGGAGAUAAGUUAUUACCAUUUUCUCUUCGUGCAAUUAUCGCCGACUCACCAAUGCGGGCCACUUUAAAAGCCACCAUGAAUUACAAUGGGAAACAUGGAUGCCUAAAAUGCACUUGUGUUGGAACGACAAUUGCAAAUAGCGACUCUAACAAAAUAAUUUUUGAUUCGGUAAACGCUGAUCCACGUACCGAUGAAGGAUUUAGGCAAAGACUGGACGAAUUGCACCAUAAACCAUGGCGUACUCCUCUAGAGGACAUCGAUGGUUUUGAUAUGGUUGAAGGUAUUCCUGUUUCUGAUAGACUGCAUUUAGUGGAUGAAGGAGGUACUCAAAAAAUUUUAGCUGGUAUUCUUGAUGAUAAUUUCGAAAAUGUGGAACACUUGUUUCCUCGACAGAAGGAUGCCAUAUCAGCAUUUAUAAUGAAAAUACGAUUACCUUCUGAAAUACCUCGUAGAAUCCGCCAUCUGAACGAAGUUCCUUUGUGGAAAGCUACAGAGUAUCGGACAUUCCUACACUACUUGAGUGUAGUAAUAUUGAAAGAUAUUUUCAAGCAAGAAGCAAUGUUCAACCAUUUCUUGUUUUAUUUUUGCGGAAUUACAAUUUUUUCUACCAAGGCACACCAACAAUAUUGGCCUCUUGCUUGUAAAAUGUUAGAUGAAUUCGUAAGACAUUUCGGAAAAUAUUUUGGGCGGUCAAAUUUAAUUAGCAAUAUCCACAACCUGCAGCACGUGGGUAAAGAAGUUAUGAAAUAUGGGCCGUUGGAUUCUUAUUCUGCCUACGAAUUUGAAAAUAACUUGCGAUUCGUCAAGCAGUGCGUUAGAUCUGGAACUAAGAUAGUAGAACAGGCUGCUGGAAGAUUGAUCGAACGUAGUCAUGUCAUAAAGGCUAAAACGCUGACCGUUCCUUAUUAUCCGCAACUCAAAGCAAAUGGUCGUUUUUUCAUAAAUGAGGAAUUUUCGCUUCAGAAGCAGUUUCAAAAUCGUUGGUUUCUAACAAAAGAAAACAACAUUAUCCAGUUUACAAAUGUGAAAAAAAUCGAAAACUCUUUUAUCAUUUGUGGUAACAUGGUAGAAUCUUGUGAGGAACUAUUUAAUGUAGUAUCUGACGAGGAUAAUGUUUUAGCAGACAUACAACUUUCGUCGGUUGAGCUUUGUAAAUUUAAAGUUAAACUUAAUGUUCGUUUAUUCGAGGUGGAAGUACCGUGUACUAGUAUAAAAUGCAAGCUUGUUCCUAUUUUCAUACCAUCCCGGUCCUUAAUACAGCUUCCUAUCAGAGUACCUCCCCAGCCAGAUUCAAUAGCAUUAUUUCCAUUGUUGCACACUUUUUUGUAA
Molecule: messenger RNA, 2082 nt
Organism: Anopheles moucheti
Lineage: Eukaryota; Metazoa; Arthropoda; Insecta; Diptera; Culicidae
Exons: 4
Coding region: 1-2082 (693 amino acids)
Source: RefSeq, a predicted model, not a curated record